Messenger RNA from Alternaria novae-zelandiae, 2514 nucleotides. RefSeq lists its product as uncharacterized. NCBI's taxonomy places the organism in Eukaryota, Fungi, Ascomycota, Dothideomycetes, Pleosporales, Pleosporaceae. The transcript is spliced from 5 exons. Bases 1 to 2514 code for a protein of 837 amino acids. Gene Ontology annotation, biological process: autophagy of mitochondrion; protein lipidation; nucleophagy. The record is from RefSeq and is a predicted model, not a curated record. Gene Ontology annotation, cellular component: fungal-type vacuole membrane; phagophore assembly site membrane; extrinsic component of membrane. Gene Ontology annotation, molecular function: phosphatidylinositol-3-phosphate binding; phosphatidylinositol-3,5-bisphosphate binding; protein binding.
AUGAAUUUCGUAACCUUCAACCAGGACCACAGCCAUCUAGGCGUUGGCACGCCCAAUGGCUACCGCAUAUACACCACCGACCCGUUCAACAAGCAGUCCGAGUCGCGCGAGGGAGAUGUCUCCAGCCUCGAGAUGCUCUUCUCCACGUCGCUGGUAGCUCUCACGCUGUCGCCACGCGUGCUGCGUAUACAAAACACCAAGGUUCGUCGGACAGGCGACGCUGGCCAGGCACGCACUGACAAGGACAAGAGGCACUCGACCAUAUGUGAGAUGACAUUCCGGACAGCCAUCCUCGCCAUGCGCAUGAACAGGAAACGCAUCGUCGUCGUGCUCGAGUCGGAACUCUACAUCUACGAUAUAAGCAACCUGCAGAUGCUCAAGACGGAGAAGACGUCGCCUAAUCCUAAUGCGAUAUGCGCUCUCUCAGCAUCGUCCGAGAACAACUACCUCGUGUAUCCGCUGCCCACCAAAGCCGCACCCGCUACCUUCCAGCCGCCUUCGCACGCGCCGCCCAAAGCCGAUCACAUCGCACCCACAAGCGGAGAAGUCCUUAUAUACGAUGCUACAAAAAUGGAGGCAGUCAACGUAAUUGAGGCGCACAAUUCUCCGCUAUCUUGCAUUGCGCUGAACAGCGAUGGUACCCUGCUGGCGACGGCAUCAGAAAAGGGCACCAUCAUCCGCGUCUUCUCCAUACCCGAUGCGCAAAAGCUGUACCAGUUCCGGAGAGGCUCCAUCCCGGCCAGGAUAUACAGCAUGUCUUUCAACUCGACAUCGACCUUGCUUAGUGUAUCGUCGGCGACCGAGACUGUCCACAUCUUCCGCUUAGGAGCGCCCAACAGCAGGAGUAAUAGCGUAUCUUCCGGGCCUAGCAAGCCCAUGGGCGCGUCUCAUGCACGUAGCGGAAGUCGAACGAGCCAAGAGACAGCGGAUGAAUUCGGUGCCAGCACAGCAGAUGUAUCGACUCCAGAGCGGAAACCCAUCAAUCCCACUUUUGGGAGUUUGAUUCGGCGCACAUCGCAGACCGUUGGAAAGUCCUUCGCCGCUACCGUCGGCGGAUAUUUACCCAGCGCUGUAGCAGAGAUCUGGGAGCCCUCGCGCGACUUUGCGUGGGUCAAGAUACCACGCUCUCCGACAAGCUCUUCCACGGGACCUGUCAGGAAUGUGGUAGCGCUCAACAACAACGGUCCUCAGAUUAUGGUAGUUACCAGUGAAGGGAACUACUAUGUGUUCAAUGUGGACUUGGAGAAGGGAGGCGAGGGUACACUGUACAAACAGUACUCCUAUAACUACCUUCACGAAUCCCUUCAUCCACUCCGCGAAACUUUGACGACCACAACGCACCCGGGAUCCGUAAAGAUGGUACACCAGAAUACUACGGGCAACCCGCUAAGCUCGGGUUCGCUCGCGCUGUUCAUGGCAACGUCGCUACCAAAAGGCGAAUCUUCACAGCUCAAGAAUGGCACCGAAGCCGUCGCACUAGCAGUACACGCCGGCAUGCUUGCUGUUGGCUUCCGCCUGAUCGGGCUGGGCGAAGACGAGCGCAUAGAAGCGCACGCAGACGCCGAAAACCCAGAGUCGUUACCGAAAGAAUGGAAUGCGUCAUCCUCAUACGCUUUCAGAUACGCCCACGCGCAGUCAGCCAUGGAGUACCUCGUCAAGGUCAAUAGGUUGGGAGGCAAAGCUGUCGUAUACGCUCUCGCGCUCGGCGAUGACAAGACCACACAUUUCGAAGUCACGACCAAGGACUACAUAUCCGAAUCGCAAUUACCAUUCAGUGUGUCUGAAGAUACAUCAACGGAGCAGGUGUCGGAGAAGGUGCAAGAGCUGUUCAUCUCGCCAGGCAGGCUGAACGACCUCGGCUCGCUCCUCAAGAUAUCUGUUAUACAGAAGCUGGCACCCGGGCUUAACAAGCCAGGCUACGAGGAGGGCAACACCGACCGCGAGCGCACCCCUACAGCGGAUCGGCAAGAACCACAACGAGGGGGACCUGCCAACCCACGGCAGCCCCCCACUGAACCGGAGCCCGCACGACCAUACCCUUUCAACGAUCCUCUCGCCGCACAGCCAGGCUCGGGGCGGCAUCUACCAGAACCCAUACCCGGCUUUGACGACGAGUUGGGCAUGAACAGACAGCCCGGUCGCAUGCCCGGUAACAACCCCAUCAACAUUGGGCAUGACGAUUUAUAUCCACAGGGUCUCGGACCUAAUGAUCCCCUUCGGCCACACCUAGCAGGAGGGCUGCCACGACCUGGCGGUUUUGGCGGCGGCGGGAUGCAUCCCACAUUCGAUGAUCCGCUGUUUCGCGGUCAAGGCGGACAAGGUGGAUAUGAUCCCAGAGCACCUCCGGGGGCGCGUUACGACCCUCUAGGACCAGGCGAUCCGCUUAGAGAGGACAGAGGAAGAGGUCCGAUGUUCCCAGGCGGGGGCGGGUUUGGAGGGCCAGGUGGUUUUGGCGGAGCAGGUGGACGACCACCGAAUCCAUUCGGUGGCUUUGGUGAUGGAGACUUCAUCUGA